Phragmites australis (common reed) is the source of this 1803-nucleotide messenger RNA. Its product is annotated as U-box domain-containing protein 29-like. Gene Ontology annotation, biological process: protein ubiquitination. Gene Ontology annotation, molecular function: ubiquitin protein ligase activity. NCBI's taxonomy places the organism in Eukaryota, Viridiplantae, Streptophyta, Magnoliopsida, Poales, Poaceae. The transcript has a single exon. Bases 81 to 1439 code for a protein of 452 amino acids. The record is from RefSeq and is a predicted model, not a curated record.
GCCGACGUCACCCCACAGUUCUUAAGGCCCGCCACACUCUCUCACCUCCCCUGUUCCCACAAACUCAUCCCUCGCUCACCAUGGACGCGGCCGUCGUCGGGCAGCAGGCGAGGCGGCGGAUCCAGCCACCGGCGCCGAUCGUGAUGGCCGCGGCUCCGCCGACGCCGGCCGCGUUCAGGUGCCCGAUCUCGCUGGAGGUGAUGCGGUCGCCCGUGAGCCUCCCCACCGGCGCCACGUACGACCGGGCGUCCAUACAGCGAUGGCUCGACUCCGGCCACCGCACCUGCCCGGCCACGCGGCUGCCGCUGGCGUCGACCGACCUGGUCCCCAACCUGCUCCUGCGCCGCCUCAUCCACCUGCACGCCGCCACGCUCCCGCCAUCGCCUUCGCCGGAGCAGGUGCUGUCGCAGCUUGCGGCCGCGGACGGGGAGCCCGCGGCGGCGGAGAAGGCCGUGCGCUCUCUGGCGGCCAAGAUAGCGCCGGAGAAAGGGAAGCAGGCGUCCGUCGCGUCCGCCGUGGCCGCCGAUCUCGAUUCUGCUGUGCCGGCUCUCCUCUCAUUCGCGAAGGGCGGGGCGGGUGCUGACGCGCGGGUCGACGCGGUGAGGAUCUUGGCUACCGUAGCUCCGGAGCUGGUCUCUUACCUCACCGAGGACGGGGCAGAGAAGCGUGGGAGGAUGAAGAUGGCCGUGGAGGCCUUGGCCGCCGUCCUGUCCGCGGACCGAGUUAGGGAAGAGACUAAGGAAGCCCUCAUCGUUACCCUCGUGGCCGGUGAUUUGGGCCGCGUCUUGACGACGCUGCUCGGCGCGGGCGCGAACGGCGCCGCGGUCCUCGAGGCGGUCCUGACGUCGCCCGCGGCGGACGCCGACGCCAAGACCGCCAUCGCCGACCGGUCGGAGCUAUUCACGGAUCUCGUGCGGAUCCUCAGGGACGCCGCGUCGCCGGCGGCGAUCCGGUGCAUGGCCGCGGCGGUGCAGGUCCGCGGGCGUCCCGCGCGCGCGUCGAUGGUGCGGGCCGGCGCCGUCCCGGCCCUGGCGCUGGCCGUCGCGGCCGCGCCCACGGCCGCCGCGGAGUCCGCGCUGCGGCUGCUAGCGGAGGCCGCCCGCUGCGGCGACGGCAAGGCGGCCAUCGCCGCGGACGCCGCCGAGGUCGCGGCCGCCGUGAUGGGCCGGAUGAUCCGGGUGGGGCCGGCGGGGCGGGAGGCCGCCGUUGCGGUGCUGUGGCUGUCCUGCUGCGCAGGGGGCGGGGAGCGGAGGAUGCGGGAGGCCGUGGCCGCGGCACCCGAGGCGGUGGGGAAGCUGCUCGUGGUGAUGCAGGGGGACUGCUCCCCAACCACGUCGCGGAUGGCCGGCGACCUGCUGCGGGCGGUGAGGCUGGAGCAAGAGCGGAAGGGCAUGACCGCCGCCUACGACAGCCGCACCAUCCAUGUCAUGCCGUACUGAACCGCCGGCGCCAGAGCCGACCAAACCGCCGGCCGAAACGCGUCGCGCUGCACCUCUAGCUCGCAGUUGUAAUUUAUCAAGCUAUCAAGCUAACCCCUCGCGAUCAGCGCGUGAGAGGCAUCAAUUUGGGGUUGCACAAUUGUAGUGUAUGUAACGUAGGGGAUCGGAAUCGGAUCAUCUCAUCUGCUUGCAAAUACGCUGUUUGCAUUGGAGAAAUGAGAAAUCGCUGUAGAAACUCGAAUAAGAACGGGAAUUUCGUCGCACAGACAUGCCAAAUUCUGGCACCGCUCUGAUUGGAUACGAACGCGCGGAAGUCAAAACGAAGACAAAAUACUAUCUCUGCAGCAUCAUUUGCACAUGUGAU